CCCGAGACAGUCGGUGCGACUCGAGGAGGCUCUGCGGUGCGCUCAUGCCGGGGGGGCUGCUGGGAGGGCGAGGACAGGUCACAGGACUUUGAAAAAACAGGAGUAGCACCGCGGCCGCUCUGGUUCUGUUCAGUCUGUUCUCGCUGAGGUGACGUGCGUGACGUGACUCUGAAGCCUGCUACAGAUGCCAGCCGAUUCAGCCGCAGCGGCAGCACCAGCUACAGCUGCUGUGGUUUACUUUACCUCAGAAAUACGCUACAGUGGGCGCUGAGCGGGCUGCGGUGAUGAACCGCUGACCUGGGGACGAUGCUAGGCUAGGCUAGGCUAACGGCGCCCGCUUCGCUCAGCCAGUGCCAGUGGCAGUGCAGCCAGCUAGCUCGACUACUGCUGUCGAGCUCGUUUCUCCCUGAUGAAAUAUUUCCGCCUGUGAGAUAUAUUUCACUGGCUAGAAAAAUCCAGUAAAUGUAAUUGUUUCUGCGAGCUGAAUAGCAAGUUACAUGUCAUUUUUUUUGCCUACGGAUCAUGAUGAUAAUUUGCGCGCAUCUUUCAAGCUGGCAGCAUCCCGAAGAUAACGUUUCGCUCUGUAUUUUUUAAUAUUAUGAUGGGAUUUUAUUUAUGUAUAUGAAAUAAUGACUUUUCAUGGGAAGAACUAUUAUAAUAGUACAUAUUAUAUAAAACUAUUACAGUAGCAGGUGAAUUCGGGAAAGAAAGCUGACAUUGCGAAAACUACUCGGGUUACGGUAGAACUGCCUGGAUGGAACCGAGGCAAGAUAACUUGAACAUUUUUGGUCUUUUAUUGUUUGUACUGGUAAUUUAAUGUAUCCUACGACAAAGAAGGCCGGCGUGUGCCUGCGGUCUGCUGGAGAAGCAACUGUUUUUGGGAACAUGUAUGUGUAUGAGAGGUGCAUGUAAGCCCUGCUGCCUUUCUCUCGAUCGCUCUACCUCUGGAAUCAAGCAUUGGAGGAUUUUUAUAACACUCGGAAAGACUGGAGAGCCAAAAAAGAAAGAUGGAUACGUUAUGAUGUGAUGUGAUGUGACACCCUGGGCUGCGCUGGAUGAAUGACGGAUGUCGAUGAUGCUUUUCGACCAACUGAACUAGUAUCGGCUCUCUGCUGUCACCAUAAAUACAUACACGCUCGCCUCGCUGCGCCUCCUUCUAUGUGCUGCAUGAGUGUCGCGAGGCGGCUGCGGAGAGCUCGGGGCGGGUUACUCGCGUGCUGUCGUGCGGGAAAAAGCGGGAUCCCAGGCCGCGUGCGCCGCGCGAGCGCGCGGCCGCGAACUGCUGCGCUGCCCUGAGCAACACAGUCCCUGGAAGGUCCAUCUCAGGGCUAAAACCAUGGCCAAUGAACCUGUCAUCCUCAACGUUUAUGACAUGUACUGGAUCAAUGAGUAUACUUCCACCCUUGGUAUUGGAGUCUUCCACUCAGGCAUCGAGAUCUAUGGUAGAGAAUUUGCAUAUGGAGGCCAUCCAUACCCAUUCAGCGGGAUCUUCGAGAUUACUCCUGGUAAUGCUGCUGAACUCGGUGAAACCUUCAAAUUCAAAGAGGCCAUCGCUUUAGGCACCACAGAUUUCACAGAGGAUGAUAUAGACAAGAUCAUGGAGGAACUGGGCAAGGAGUUCAAGGGGAACGCCUACCAUUUAAUGCACAAGAAUUGCAACCACUUUUCUUCUUCACUUGCUGAGCUGCUGUGUGGGCGAGAAAUCCCUCGCUGGGUGAACCGACUGGCCUACUUCAGCUCAUGUAUCCCCUUCCUGCAAAGCUGCCUGCCCAAGGAGUGGCUGACACCAGCAGCCCUCCAAAGCCACAUCAGCCUGGGCCUCCACAAAGAGGAGCAGGUGGAGUCCAGUGAUGAGGAGCCUCCUUCUGCCUCAGGAGCCUCCGCAGCUUCGGGCUCCUCUCACAGCUGUCGUCACACUCGGGUCUGAGCACCCACUGACUAAGAUUUUCCUCCCUGUGGAUCCAUGUCCUCUGUGGGGAUGCAGUGCCGCCGUUAGGCCUGGAUGACCACCUGACCUCAUGCCUAAAUAAAGAGGCAGGAAGACAGAAACCUCCCUGCUAACACAGAGACCCCAAUGGAGUAACAUUUGAUUUAAUUCUUCUACCCAAAGUGUUUGUCUACUAGUCCCAUCUACAUAUACUGUAGUAAAUAUUUAUAAGGAUUUUCUUCUCUGUACAAGUUUUCCAUCUAGCAGAGGUUUUCCAAAUCACUGACAGUGCAGACUAACUGCUAGCCUGCAUCUUUUCCAGCAUUUUCCAUAUCAGAACUUUAGUCAGUCUUGCUUUCUCUUUAGGAUUCUCAAUGCAAUUCAGCUGAAUGUUUUAAACAUGUGAUUAUGGUGAUAGAUGAAGUAACUUUUUCUUUUUAUCCAAAAUACCUUUUCAACAAAUUUAUAAUCCUUCAUACUAGCAGAUUCUUUAAACCUGCCAUAGUGUUCUUCAUGAGGCGGGGUGCUACUAUUUUUAAGAAAGAUUUUGAUACCAUGGGUAAGAACAGCCUCUGGCAGCUUUUUCAUUACUUGGCAAAUGUGCAGUACUGAAAAUAAAUGUGCCAAACCCCAACUGCUAUUCAAUUCUGAUAACAUUGUCAAAUUAAGGUCAUACUUGUUUUGCAUCAUAAUAACUUGGUAAAAGCAUGGUUUUUUUUUUAUUUCAACAUAUUGAAUUAGGUCUUAAAACAGUUGCAGUUCCAUGCCCUUUGAAAUUAAGUUCAAGGAAUGGUACCGAUGUUUACCCAGAUGGGCUGUUUUUUCGCUUUUCAUGUACUGGCUUAUGAAGGUAGGAAUGACUUGUCUUUCUCUCCUUCGAAAGCAAUGACUGAUUUGACAAAGAUAAGGACAAAGGGGGGCUAAGAUUAAAAAAACAGGUUUGAGGAAAAGAUUUUAUUGACAAAUAUAAAGAGUUAUUUUUGGUGUCAGUUGGAUGUGUUGGACUUCUGCAAUUUAGGGAUCUGGUGUCGGCCAGAAAUGAGCCACCUUUAAGCCAUGGCUCUGCUCCGUUCAUACUUAUUUAAAGGUUAACAACUAAAGGUCUUGAUCAUCACGAUCCAUUUUGCGGUGUGCAGCGGUGAGAAGAGUUGUUUUUUAGUCUUGGCCAUUGUCGCGCAUCACGUAAGCUUAUAUCUAUUUUCAUCAAUAUUAUUACAGAAAUUUGCAAAAACAUGCAACUUUCAAGGUUUUUAAUGAUAUUGUUGCAAAGUACAGACAGGAUAUUCUGCAAAAUGUUUCAGAAAAAUCUUCACCAUGCCCCUACAUUUUUUGUCUCCUAUUCAUACAGGUUUUGUCUUCCUAAAUGCAAAGCUGGAAACCAUUCUCCUCUCAGGUCAAGUCACAAGGAAGUUACAUGAUCCCUGAGUUUAAACAGGCGAUUUACAUUCAAUUUCAAUAACACAAUGAGGCAAGAUGACUGGAAACAAGAGAAGAAUUGUUUAUAUAUUUAAGAAUAUUCUAUAUUUUUAUUUGAUUUUGAUGUUCUCUAACAGGAUUUUUAAAAUAUAAUUAUCAUAAUAUUUUUAUUGAUUUAUUUAUUACCUUGAAAUGUUUUGAUGGACUGUGGAAAUCUUCAGACAGGUGUUUCAUGUUCACUGUUGACAUACAUGUUGGCACUUUCUACUGCUGAUUUCAGUAAUAUCUUUUUCUAUUGUACCGUGUCAGUUUUAACCUAGAUUGGUAAAUCCUUUUCUGAUCUAAAAGACUGUG
This is a messenger RNA of Scleropages formosus (Asian bonytongue), 3697 nucleotides long. Its product is annotated as deubiquitinase DESI2. Bases 1337 to 1927 code for a protein of 196 amino acids. The record is from RefSeq and is a predicted model, not a curated record. Gene Ontology annotation, molecular function: deubiquitinase activity. The transcript has 5 exons. Gene Ontology annotation, biological process: protein deubiquitination. NCBI's taxonomy places the organism in Eukaryota, Metazoa, Chordata, Actinopteri, Osteoglossiformes, Osteoglossidae.